AAUCCAAAAAUCCCCUCGUAACGGCCUUUUACAAACGAGACAGUCUCCACUUUUCUCUGCCACCAAUCUAGAGAGAGAAUCUAGAGAGAGAAACUAGUGGGUUUAUUAUUAGUUUAUCAGCACAGUUUUCAACGAGAACACUCACUUCACUCUACUACUUAUAGUAUUUCAAUUCUUUUUGUUUUUUCAAAUUUUUUAAUAUUUUAUAUUUUUGGGUUUGGGUUUUAUGUAUAAAUUAGUUUAAAGUGGUGGGUUGAGGUUGAAUGUGGUGACCCGAGAGUCGUCGAUCUGUCAAGUAACGGCUAUUUUAUUUUUUUCGUUUGGGUUUGUGAUUGUUGAGAGAUUGUGUGUACUAUAGUACUCUUUGGAUGGAUUACAACGAUGACAGUGGCAAUGGGGAACAUUGGAACUGGCAAGGGGAGAAUUAUUGUAUACAAAAGGAAUCUAAUUAUGAUGCAACUGAAGGUAUAUGGAAUGAUGUGGCUUUGAAUGAGGAAGAUAUUUCCUACAUGUUAGAUGAGACGACAACGCCGGUUAAGGCUUGUGGGGAUUUGGCUUACCAUGUUAAUGACACUGACGACAAGGAAUUAGAAGAAUGCAGGGAGAGUUCGUCGCAGAUAAAGAGGCGCCGAAUGUUGCAAUUUGAUGCUCAGUCGGCUGAUUCUCCACUCUGCCAUGAGGAUAUUUCGUCUGUUUUUCUUCAAUCAAAUGAGAGGGAGGACUCACUUGAUGAAAUUUUACCUCAAGCAUCAGAUUGGAUGCCUGGUUUUUCAGAUGUGUCUGCCUCCAGUUAUGAGGUCCUCGAUCAGUCAUCCGAAAGGUGGCUUGCUAAUUGCAUUAAUGACACUGACAUGGACUAUAGCCCUAAUGAUAUGAAUUUUCCUGGAGCAUCUGAUAUUCAGAUUGAUGUAUCAGAGUUCUGCAGCACUCCAAUUCGGAAUGAAGCCAAUGUUAUUCAAAAACGUCUUACAAGAUCUUCGCGGAAUGUAAUUAUUAAAGGUAAGAAGACCCUUAUACGACCACCCACGAAGUUAGCCUCUUCUAUUGUAUAUCCAUUUAACUUCAUCAAACCUUGUGGAUUCCACGGAGAUGUUACUCUUAAGGACAUAAACCAGAAGAUUCUCACUCCCCCACCAUCAAAGUCAAAGCAAAUUGAGGACGAUCCAUCUGCUUAUCCCACUUCAGCAUUUUCUGGGAAGCCUGUUGUUGGCAAAACUAAAAUUCGCACCGAAGGAGGAAAAGGUAGCAUCACAAUCAUGCGAACCAAAGGCUGAAUAGAUAAGUGUUUUUGCCAGACUUUCAUUUUUGCAGCCCGAUAAACUCUUACCCCAUUGUGUUAUGGGGUAAGAGUUUGAUUUUUGUUUUGAAAGCUGUUCUUAGCUCUGCACCUUUCUCGGGCCUUCAAGUAUAGAUGUUGAUAGCUGAAUUUUCUCGUUCUCAUUCAGUUUCGUUUUGGAAUUCAUAAAUCACAUGAAAGUGUUUAUGUUUCCAAGGAGUAAUUUAGGUGCCAACGGCAGUUGUGUCAUAUAUAUUGACUCUGGUCUAGGACUAAUGAUAUCUUGAUAUGAGAUCUCCAUAUGUUCUUUUGGCUUUGAAAGGCCUUGUUAGUGUUUUUGCUGAAUUCCUCUAGAAGUGCAAUGCCAUUUGUAUUUGGACUGUGUAUUUGAAGUUGUAUUGACAUUAUCAUGAGUAGAAAAACAAAAAAAUUCAGCUGGCA
Molecule: messenger RNA, 1717 nt
Organism: Mercurialis annua (annual mercury)
Lineage: Eukaryota; Viridiplantae; Streptophyta; Magnoliopsida; Malpighiales; Euphorbiaceae
Product: protein XRI1
Exons: 9
Coding region: 369-1274 (301 amino acids)
Biological process (GO): female meiotic nuclear division; male meiotic nuclear division
Source: RefSeq, a predicted model, not a curated record